UUCAAAUGUGCAUUUGACGGUCAGUCUGAAGAUGGCUGCAAAUCGGGUGGGGAGACGUUAUAACAAUAAAGUCCACUCACCGAACCGAGGUGCCGGCAGGGAAGCUGGACUGAGCGUGCAGAAGAGACAAGCGCGUGUCACCGUAAAAUAUAACAGAAUGGAACUUCAGAGGCGCUUAGAUGUGGAAAAGUGGAUAGAUACUGGACUUGACGAGCUGUAUUUGGGAAGGGAAGAGGAGAUGCCUGAGGAAGUGAACAUUGAUGAGCUACUGGAUCUAAAGAGUGAUGAAGAGCGGACACAGAAGCUUAAGGACAUUCUUAAUACCUGUGGUAACAACAAAGAAGUCUUCAUCACAGAGUUGGUGAAUAAACUUCAUGGCCUCCAGAAACAAGAGGAUCUCCACAACAAUGGGAUCGAACAUCCCCAGCUUCACAUCUUCCCUGACCGCCAGGUAUCCUCUGACAAUGAGAGACUCUGAGCACCCUCCCAAAUAAACACACACAUUACUGAUGGCUGGUCAGUCUCCUAUAACAAACAUCUGGACAACAUCAGCACAUGUGUACAAAAAGGGACCUAUUGCAGCCGGGUUGUAAAGAAACAAAAAAAUAAAAUAAAAACCCUAUAAUUUAUGUAGCAGCCAUGCAUACAUGUAAGCACAGAGUAAAAUACAGAUACAGACUGUUUGUGUGACUCUUGGUAUUUGACUAAAAAUGCCAGACCACUUCAUUGACAUGUUAUAAGGAAUCAUCCAUAUUUAAAUUUGUGUUAGUAUGGAAGAAUGACACACUGUGAAAAGUGAAUAUGUGCUAUGUGAAUAUUUGUUAACUUAAGGAGCUAUUUCUACCUGAUCUUACCUUAAAAAAAAAGUCUGUCAUUGGUGUAACCCAAUUUAUUAAUUUAGAAGUUACCACAUGAAGUACAUUUUUAGGUUUAGGUUUAAGUGUCAAAGCAUUUUUACAGUGCUUGCUAUCCCUUUUUAGCAGUUAUUUUUCCUUAGAAGUGUCAAACCACGAGGAUUGACUUUUAUGAAGAAGAAUCUGUUGAUUGUUAGAUUAGAACGACUGAGAUACAGAUUUAACACUUCCGGGCCAAAGAUUGUUGUCACUACUUUUUAGAUUUCAAACCAGUUUUAAUAAUUCCCUGUUGUGUUAUUUAUAUCUGUAGUUAGAUUUUGUUGAAUUCUUGAAUGUCAGUAAU
Xyrauchen texanus (razorback sucker) is the source of this 1197-nucleotide messenger RNA. RefSeq names its product protein phosphatase 1, regulatory (inhibitor) subunit 14Ab (gene ppp1r14ab). The transcript is spliced from 4 exons. Gene Ontology annotation, molecular function: protein serine/threonine phosphatase inhibitor activity. Bases 32 to 478 code for a protein of 148 amino acids. Gene Ontology annotation, cellular component: cytoplasm. Lineage: Eukaryota; Metazoa; Chordata; Actinopteri; Cypriniformes; Catostomidae. Gene Ontology annotation, biological process: regulation of phosphorylation. The record is from RefSeq and is a predicted model, not a curated record.